Molecule: messenger RNA, 1556 nt
Organism: Polistes canadensis
Lineage: Eukaryota; Metazoa; Arthropoda; Insecta; Hymenoptera; Vespidae
Exons: 3
Coding region: 994-1554 (186 amino acids)
Source: RefSeq, a predicted model, not a curated record
AAUAGGUCUGGAAAAAAGAGCAGGAAACUAAACGCGUCAUUUCUAAUUUUUCUAUUGAAUCGACUAUUUCUGGUUAAGUUCAUGAUGAUAAAUACGUAUACAAGUUUACAUUUAUAAAUGUGUAUUGUGGGUUUUGUAAAAUCAGUGAACGUGAAUUGAUUUCAUCGAUAUCGGGUUCCUUAACGUGAAGUGAUAAAUAUGAAGAUAAGACAAUAUUAGAGAUAAUAUAUUUCAGUAAUAUUAGUUAUUCUAUCCGCGACUAAGAAUUAUUUCUUUGUUAUUGAUCGAAGUUUUGAUAGAGACCUACCCCACCGGCUACAGCUAAAACAAGAGAAACUAAAAAGUACAAAUGAGAUAGAGAUCCCAAAUCGAGUUGAUGACAUAAAUGAGGAUUAUCAUACAGCAUUGCGGCUAUCCAUCCUCGAACAACGUUAUUGUGGCUAUACUACAACACGUAUUAAGAAGGACGGUAAACAAGAGUCGAUGUUUACACUCGCAAUAUUCUAUAUACUAUUUCUAAUAAACAGGCAUGUGUUAUUAUUUUGAAUAAGGACACAUUUUAGACAUUAAAUAUCAGCUCUUUACCUCUCCUGUUAUUCGACAGUUCAGUUUAAAUAGAGAUUCGAUCAGGUUUCAUUAAACGGUUUUAAUAUACAUUAAUACUUUAGUAUUUCUAUUCUUAUUAAAAUUAUACAUUAUUAGUAAAAAUUCUUUAUUUUUAAUACGACAUUGCGAUUCUUCAUUCGUUGUCAGAUCUAAACGUAAAUAGAAUAUUUCUAAAUAUAAUAAGGCAUUGACGUUAUAAAAAAAGAGGAAAAUAAUUUCAAAAAUACAUUUCGAAAAUUUGAAUUUGUAAACAUAUUUAUUUAAAAAAAAAAAAAAGAAAGUGUAACAAAGGAUAUAUAACAAAAAUCUUUUAACAAGUAAUCAAACUACGUGUUAUUCAAAACUAAUAAUAAGAUUUUAUUAAUUUCUGUCAAAAUCAAGUGAAAAAUGGUUAGAGAUUUGAAAUUCAAUAAGAAUUUUACACCAAAAAUAUCUCGAUAUAUUAAAAAGUUUUCUCCGAAGACUAUGGAAUUUCUUUUAUGGCAAAUUGGAUUCGAACAUCUAUUAGAAUUUUUUCAAAUAGCAAAAGAAGACAAAGUUAAAUGGUUAUUAGAAAUGAUGGAACCUGAAAUUAUGGGGGAUAUUGAAGAAAAAGUAUCUCCUGAUCCUCCUCAUCUACUUUCAUACGAUGAACUUAUAUACAAAUUAGAAGAAAUGUACUCAUCUUAUACUGGAUUUGAAGCUGCUGAAUAUCGUUUUGUUAAUCGAUAUCAAAUAAUAGGUGAAAAUAUAUCAGAAUACGUCCACGCAUUAAAAACAAUAAUUAUUAAUUGUUAUCCUGAUGUUAGAACAAAAGCUCAUUUACUCGCUCAAUUUAUAAUUGGAAUAAGAAGCGAAGCAGGAAAAUCCAUAUUAAAAAAAGACCAAAAUUUAACACUCGAAAAAGCGAUUGCUAUGGCAAAACAACUUGAGAAAGUUGAGGUUAAAUUUUAUUUUAAUGGUAUAUAACG